GUAGGCUACAGUAUUUUGUCAGGGUAACUUCAUUUCUAACCAAUGCGCGAUUUGGACAGAUGCUCAACCUAUCUACCGGCAGACCACGGAGGCCUAUCGGAAAUUGUAAUAAAAACUGUGGAUGACCUACUUCUGUGUUAAAGAACCAGAAGCAAGCAUGUCAGAAUGGCUGAACUAAGCCAAACAAAGAAUGAAGAGGAGGGGGGGCUGUCUGAACUGUCAACUGAUGUUGAGAAUUGGAGCAUGUUGGAUGUGAGACGUUGGGCUGUGAAUGGAGCACGUGUUGAAGCUGACAGUGCCGAUAUUUUGCUUCAGCAGAAAAUUAAUGGCGCCAGUCUUUUACUUUUAGAUAAAUCUGAAUUAUCUGACUUGUUGGGACUAGGGCCAGCCAAACUUAUCAUUCAUGCAAGAGAUGAACUUUUAAAACAAAAAAAAGAGCAGCCAUUAAACCCAGUCAGUCAGUAUGGAAGACAAUGCAAGCCAUAUCCUUUUCAUCGACACCAUGAUGCCUGCAGAUACAAGGUGAACAGUAUUCUCGAUGUAACAGAAUCCGGGGCAUCUGACUAUAUAGAACCAUGUCAUGAGUACAAAGCAUACAUUAAUACUCAAGCUAUUCCUGUGGAAAACAAAUUUCAAAAGUUCACUGAUGAGGUCAUUCGAUUUGCAUCUGCCUGCAUGAAUAGCCGUACUAAUGGCACCAUACAUUUUGGAAUAGGAGAUAAGCCAGAGUUUGAACACGGACAAGUUUUGGGAGUUGAACUCCAGGAUAAGGAAGGAUAUGACAAUGCUUUAAAAUGUGCUAUUGAGGGUCAUUUUGAGCAUAAACAUAUCCGGGCUGCCAGAAUGUGUAUCAAACCAAGCAGAUUUGUAGAGGUUCUCAAUCUUGAUACAACAACAGCUGAAAAGUAUGUCAUAGAAGUGGACAUAGUACCAGAUUCUGUAAUCUGUGAAGAGAACAUUUACCAUAUAUACAACGAGAAGAAAGCCAAAAAGACCAAACACAAGGAAAUGAACAAAGAAGAAAUGAAAAAGCAAUCAAAACACUUUUUUGUCCGAGAUGGUAGUAGCAGCAGGAAUCUCCGUGCACCAACCAGCCAUGCCAAGCCUAUGGAGGAGUACAAAAGAUUUGUGGACAAUGUGAAACAGCUGUCACAAUUAAGAAAGGAAGCAGAGGAAAAGCACCUCAGCAUUGUUAAAAGCAGUGUUCAGGGCUCCAGGCUAAGUGAGAUGAUAACAGGUGGAUCACAAUCUUUAGACAAAACCCACUUCCAAUAUUAUGUGAUCGUGACCAACAAAUCACAUCCAAUUCAGUUGGCAUCCCUGGAUUUCCUUCCUGGACUCAAUCCCAUUGCAGUUUUAGACUUUGACCCAGAAUCAGCAAAAUGUGGACUUAAAAAGCACUUUGAAGAGCAAAUUGCAAUGAAUGUGCAUUUACCAGAGCGCUAUAAAAUCACAGAUUCGAUAGAAGACAUUGUAAGCAAGUUGAAACUGUCCAAAAACACCAGCUGGGUUUUCUGCAAUGGAGUUGUUGAUAAAGAGUUGCCUUCAGAAAUAUGUGACUGGUUGAUAAAGAAGGGAGCAUCUGUUCGCGAUGUGAUUUCCUUCCUCUGCCGGAAAGAUGUACUACCACACAAAAAGUUCCUAGUCAUCUUCUUAUUGUUAUCUACUGUCAGUGAUAAAAUGGAUCCCCUGCUUGAGACCUUCAGCACUUUCUUGCAGCAACUCGAAGGAACAGAGCAAAUCCUUUGCAUCUGUGAAAAUGAAAAUGCAUUCAACUGCUGGAGGGAACUAAUUGAAGCUCGCUAUGGAUGCAACAUUUCAGCCAGAUGCAUAUAUGAGCUCAGUUUAGCAGAAAUCAAUGGCACUAUGCUCAGUCUGUGGUCCGUAAAUCGUAAGUCCAAACGUUUCCUACCCGGUGCAGGAGGCAGCAAAGUUCUGCUAGAAAAGAAAGUGGAGGGCAGCCUGGACACCCUGAAUGUUCUCUGUGUGAACCAGUGUGAAGGUGGAAGUGAAGACAAGGCCGACAUAGAAGAGAGGUUCUACAAAGGAGGGGAGGUAUCAUGGUGGAACUUCUUCUUCUCUGAGCAACCAGGAUCUAUGCCAUUUAUUAAACGGGACAAGUUUAUCUACAUCAUGAACACAAUCAUACCAUCUUUGAGGUCAUUGAGAAAGGCAUGUGUGUCCUUCCACCUCAGGCACAUCGCAGGUUGUGGAGGAACAACCCUUGCUAUGCACAUAUUGUGGGCCCUGAAAGAUGAAUUCCGUUGUGCAGUUUUAAAAGACAGAGAUGUUGAUUUUGAUGAGGUUGCCCACCAGGUCGUUGACCUUCUGAAGCAUGACACAACAGAAGAGACAUCUCUGCUUCCUGUGUUGCUGAUGGUUGAUGAUUUUGAGGAGAUGGAUGAUGUCUUUGAUUUACAGCAACACAUAGAUAAAGAGUGUGUGAAGAGAAAUAUAUGUGCCAGAUCCCCACAGGUCUUUCUACUCAAUUGCAUGAGAGCAGAGGCUUUGGAAGAAAGGGAAACAACAGAAGACUCAGUGUUCAUUGGGAAUGAGCUCUCUUCUACAGAGCAGGGGCAGUUUGAGAAGAAACUGGAAGAGAUGGAAAAAUCCUACCAGAAUACAGAAACAUUCUAUGGGUUUAUGUUCAUGAAGAAGAACUUUUCACCAAAUUACAUGCAGGGUGUGGCUCAGAAAACUUUGAAAAGCUUCAACAUUGAGCAUAAAAAUGCACAGCUGAUUGCUGUUUUGGUCCUUCUGAAUGAAUACUGCAAGGGUGCAACGCUCGCUGUCUCUUUGUGUGAAGAGUUUCUUGGCCUUCAGACAAAGCCAUGUUGUGGUUCCAGCAGAGUUGAAGAUGGAUUUGGAAAGUUUUCACCCCUGCUAAUGCGAUGUACUGAUGAGGCCAAGGUUAUAUUCAGUGGAAUCAGGAUGAUCCACUCAAGCAUGUCUUUUCACUGUUUGCAGGAACUAACAACCACAUAUAAUGUCACCAAAGCGGAGAUAACCAAUCUUUUGCUCAACACAGACACGUUUUAUGAGUGCAUACAAGGUAAAGGCAGACUCCUCACAAAUGUUCACAAUAUGUUGGUCAAGAGAUGUCACUCAAAAGGCACAGCAUCUCAGUUUUCACCACUCAUCCAGGAUAUUGAAAAAGAGUCACCUGGAGCAGAGGAAACUGUGUUAUUCAACGCUGCUAAACGCUUUGAAAAAGAUGCCAUCAUCUCGCAGCUUCUUGCCAGGUACCAAUACAUAAAGAGGAAGGAUUUCAGGGAAGCCAAAGAGUGGGCACGUAAAGCAAAGGAUCUCUCUAGAGGUAACUCCUAUAUUCAUGAUACUUCUGCACAAAUCAUCAAAUCAGAGCUGACUACUGCACUAACAAAUAACAAGGAUUCACCAAUAACAACUGAUAACUUGAGAGAUUAUCUCAAAAUGGCCUCUUUAGCAACAGAAGCUUUCAAAGAAACAUAUGAAAUUGCCAAAAAGGAAGCCACUCUCCGGCUCCAAAACAAAAGAAAUAACAACACUUUCAACACAGUAGGGUGCCUUGGAGAAAUCCAGGUUGCAGUACUUAUCAUCGAAAUACUGGAAAGAACACCUGUGUUUUCAUCAGGAGACGUCCGUCAUGACAUACUGAGUGAGGUUCUCUCAGACAACAUUCCAAUUCAAAAAAUAAUCGAAAACGAUCGAUUGCGUCACAAACACAUGAACUAUUACCAUGUUCUAGUUGAGUUCAAGGAUCUACUGUACAAUCUCAGAUACAGAAUGAAGAAGCACUUUGAUUUUCUUGACAGCUUUUAUGUCCAUUUGGGUUCCAGAUUUACAAUCAAAGACCAGAAAGAGGAACGAACCAGGCAGGAGCUCUUCAAGUGUUUUCAUACGUAUGUCAAGCUCUUCUGCAAGACAGAUUCCGCAGAGUUGCUGAAAAAUACAAACAUGGGUGUCAUGCUUCAAGUUCACAAAACAAGACAGUUUUUGGAGAAGAAAAAAGCUGAUUCUUACUCUGGAAUCCUGGGCUGCCUCUCUGAUAAUAUUGCUGUUGACAUGGAGACGAUAGUCAGAAAGUAUGCUUUCAUCUUAAAAAAUUGUUCUGGAACAAGUGUCAAAGAGAGGGUCAACUUUUUUUAUGCUAAUGUUGCGCUUAGCUGUGUCAAACCCCAGUCUCGGGACCUUAAACCUUAUAACCAGCUGCUUGAUGGCCUUUGUCAAGUUCUUCAGGGACAGAUUCCAUCAAAUGACAUAUUGCCGUUGCACUUCAUUGCAGUUGCACUUUUAUGGCCCCUGAAUAUUCCAAUGGCACAACCCGCAGCAUCAGAAAAGUUGAAGUCGUACAUAUCCCAGAUGAGAACAUCAUUCCAUAACGAGAUGAAAUCAGUGUACAAUGGUAAGAGGCCUGUCGUACAUUUCUUUUUGGGAGAGAAGCCGGGUUAUAACCGUUUAAUACACCGACGUGAAAUUGAAAAAUGUGCUAGGAAGGGACAGGACAACUUUGCUUCCCUUUGGGAAAAUGGCAAGAUAUGGAAACAGGAGGAUGUCAAGCAGCUUCUCUGUAGAGUAACAGGAGAGGUGCAGAGGAACGUCAUCCUGGCAGAUAUCAGGAACACAGACAUGAAAAUUGAAGUAACUCCCAUCUUCAGAAGCCAGAUUAGUGGGCAGAAAGAGGGGAACAAAGUGUCCUUUUAUAUUGGUUUCUCCAUGAAAGGUCCACUAGCUUUUGACAUCCAGUGAUGUCAGGGACAAAUACUACGAGUAACUAAAGGAUCAUUCAGGAAAAAAAACUGAAGUUCAGACCAGAAGUUCUCAGAAAAAAGUCUUAAGCAAGUUUAUCUAAGAGGAUUUUUUUUAUUUGUAUGUUUUUACAUUUUAUUUCACAUCCCUGAGGUGAAGCCUUAAAAAUGUCUUGAUGUGUUAUUAAUGUUCACUGUUUCUUCAACCAUCACCAGUAAUCAAUCAAUGGGCUAAUAGCCUGCUGUUGUUAUGUUUUUUUUACUAAGGUUAUGAUUAUAUUUCUGCAGUUUUCCAUAAGAAGACAUUGAUCCAUCAUAAUGUGUGUACUGAUAUUUCGGAACUUACUAUCUGUCCUAUGAGAACAGUCUUUGCAUUUGUAUUAUUAAGUUGAACACUGCAGUUUCCUUUUCUGAACCAGAUAUUUGCACUGUUACAAAGACAAGCAUUUGAUGUUGUACCAUGUGAUGAAAACAGCAAUGUCAUUUAUUAAUUCACUAUUUGUUAUAAGACAACAAAGCACUUGGAGUUGAUCCAGAUGAAUUAACAAUGAUUUAUAUUAAGAUAAUGUGUAUUAAAGACUUCUUAAA
Molecule: messenger RNA, 5315 nt
Organism: Hypomesus transpacificus
Lineage: Eukaryota; Metazoa; Chordata; Actinopteri; Osmeriformes; Osmeridae
Product: sterile alpha motif domain-containing protein 9-like
Exons: 3
Coding region: 166-4728 (1520 amino acids)
Cellular component (GO): cytoplasm
Source: RefSeq, a predicted model, not a curated record